GGAACACAAACCAAAAUCAUACCGAGACGCAAACGGUGAAAAGGGGAAAAAUCGAAGUGAAAAAGUGAAAACGGUAGCCAACGGCUGUGGUCGGCCGGUCGUUCUGUGUGUUCUCUUUUGUUUUUCUUUUCUUUAUUCCGUUGAAUGAGUCGAACGGCACAGAACUACGAGUUCCAACAAUGGUGGAACAAACAGCGCCACUCGUUCCUCGACUCCUCCGACGAUAACCCGCCGAGCUCCUCAGCCGCCGCUUCCUCUUCCUCCUCCUCCUCCUCCCUCGCCGUCGACCUCACCUCCUCCCCCACGGCCACCACCAAGGGCCACCACACCCGCUCCGCCCGGCAGCUCUCCUGGCUCUGGCUCCUCCGCUUCCACAAACUCACCGCCUCCGUCGCCUGGCUCACCGACUCCUCCAUCUCCCUCCUUCGCACCGCCAACCGUCGCAUCUCCAACCACCACCGCUCCCCUUCCGCCUACUCCUCCUCCUCCCGCCUCAACAAAAUCAUCCGCAUCUUCUUAAUCCUCGUCCUAUUGCUCCUCUUCCUUGAGCUCCUCGCCUACCGCCGCGGAUGGCAUUUCACCCCGCCUUCCGUCGAAUCCGCCGAGGCUCUGGUAGAGCGCCUUUACGCCAAAUGGCUCGAAAUCAGGGCCGAUUACUUGGCCCCGCCCCUCCAAUAUCUCGCCAAUGUCUGCAUUGUCUUGUUCCUCAUUCAAUCCCUCGAUCGCGCUGUCCUUAUGCUCGGCUGCUUCUGGAUCAAAUUCAGGAAAUUGAAGCCGAUUCCGCCUGUCUCAUACGCUGCGCCCGACGUCGAGGCCGCUGAGAAUUAUUACCCCAUGGUAUUGGUGCAGAUCCCCAUGUGCAACGAGAGGGAGGUUUACCAGCAAUCCAUAGCGGCGGUUUGCAUCCAGGAUUGGCCGCGAGAGAGAAUGCUGGUACAAGUCCUGGAUGAUUCUGAUGACCCGGAUACCCAAGUUCUUAUCAAGGGUGAAGUUCAGAAAUGGCAGCAGAAGGGUGUGCAGAUUGUGUACAGGCAUCGUUUUGUCCGAACAGGUUACAAGGCUGGUAACCUGAGGUCUGCCAUGAGCUGUGAUUACCUGAAAGAUUACGAAUUUGUGGCCAUCUUUGAUGCUGAUUUCCAGCCAGCACCAGACUUCUUGAAGAAAACCAUUCCCUACUUCAAGGGAAACGAUGAACUAGGGUUGGUUCAAACAAGGUGGGCGUUUGUGAACAAGGAUGAGAACCUGCUCACUAGAUUGCAGAACAUAAAUCUGUCAUUCCACUUUGAAGUUGAGCAGCAAGUCAAUGGCAUUUUCAUCAAUUUUUUCGGUUUCAAUGGCACGGCUGGUGUGUGGAGGAUAAAAGCCCUAGAGGAUUGUGGGGGCUGGUUGGAUAGGACAACUGUUGAGGAUAUGGAUGUUGCUGUUCGUGCUCACCUUUCUGGGUGGAAGUUCAUCUACCUGAAUGAUGUGAAGUGCCUAUGUGAACUUCCUGAGUCCUAUGCAGCUUACAAAAAACAGCAGCAUCGAUGGCAUUCAGGUCCCAUGCAGUUGUUUCGCUUAUGCUUCGUUGAUGUGCUCCGAUCAAAGCAGUUGAGUGUGGGGAAGAAGGCAAACCUGAUACUUCUGUUCUUUCUCCUGCGGAAGCUUAUCCUGCCUUUCUAUUCAUUCACUCUUUUCUGCAUCAUUCUACCCCUCACCAUGUUCCUCCCGGAAGCUGAACUACCGGCUUGGGUUGUGUGCUACGUUCCUGGUCUCAUGUCCAUCUUGAACAUCUUGCCAGCCCCUCGCUCAUUUCCGUUCAUAGUCCCUUACCUUCUAUUUGAGAACACCAUGUCGGUCACCAAAUUCAAUGCCAUGAUAUCGGGGUUGUUUCGCCUGGGAAGUUCUUAUGAGUGGAUAGUUACAAAGAAGUUAGGAAGAUCAUCAGAAGCAGACUUGAUUGUGCUAGCUGAGAAGGAAUCGGAUCCUCUGGUGUUGGAAAGCUCUGGGAUCCACAGGUCUUCAUCUGAAUCAGGCCUGGAUAAUCUGAACAAGCUAGAAGCGAGCAAGAAAACGGUGAAAAGGAAAAGAAAUCGUCUGUACAGGAAGGAACUGUCCCUGGCGUUCAUACUGUUGACUGCUGCUGCUAGAAGCUUGCUGACUGCUCAGGGGAUCCACUUCUACUUUUUGUUGUUUCAAGGGAUUAGUUUCUUGGUCGUUGGUCUUGAUUUGAUUGGAGAACAAGUGAGCUGAGCUGACUAAAAAAGUAGGCAUAGAUUUUGUACACUUGAUUAUGAUCUGUUUUUGUUACAAGUUGUGGUCCUCGUCUCCCUCCCUUGCCCAGUGCAGUUUUGUGCAUUCUUUUCAUUCAUGUAACUGCAUCUCUUUGUUCAUAAUACAGCUGCCAGAGGCGGUUCGGAGCUGAAUGAAAGAGAGAGUUGCUGUUUACAAUAUAUUAUCACCACGAGUUUACAAUAUAUUAUUCAGACUCUAGUACUGCUAACCCUUGAGAACCAUACUAAGCAUCGACUCUGAACCCAUGCUACUCAGU
Linum tenue is the source of this 2530-nucleotide messenger RNA. The record is from the annotation of a GenBank genome assembly. NCBI's taxonomy places the organism in Eukaryota, Viridiplantae, Streptophyta, Magnoliopsida, Malpighiales, Linaceae.